Molecule: messenger RNA, 2298 nt
Organism: Harmonia axyridis
Lineage: Eukaryota; Metazoa; Arthropoda; Insecta; Coleoptera; Coccinellidae
Product: long-chain fatty acid transport protein 4-like
Exons: 10
Coding region: 323-2263 (646 amino acids)
Biological process (GO): triglyceride homeostasis
Cellular component (GO): endoplasmic reticulum
Molecular function (GO): long-chain fatty acid transmembrane transporter activity; long-chain fatty acid-CoA ligase activity
Source: RefSeq, a predicted model, not a curated record
CAUCGCCCUUUAGUCAAUAAGAUCGUUGCCAUCGCAAGUUCAGAAUCGAAUAAGCUUAUCACAUAUUUUCCUGAUAAGAUUUUAAUUCAUUUCAACUCUUGUGCUAUUAUUACGUGCAUUUAAGUGUAUUCCGACGUCUCGAUCAUAAUCUAACCUACAAAACGAAUAAACAAAAUAUGAAACUCGUUUGAUAUUUGUUAUUCGACUUUUAGAAUAUCGAUCAUAUUUGUGAAGACAAUAUUGAAUGGAAUUAAAUUGAAAUCGACAGUUGUGAGAGACUUAUUACUUAUCACCAAUCAGAUUGAUAUCUUGGAAUAAUAUUAUGGAUUCUUUGGACUUUAUGAAUAUUAGGCGGUUCAUUUCAUCAUUAAUUCGAAACAGAAAUUAUUUUUUUAAAGUGGCAAUAACUGUUGGUGUGACAUCAUCCAUUAUUACUCUUCUACGUUCUAGGCUCUUCCGGAUUAUUAUCAGAACAUUACCCAGAGAUUUGAAAUUAGCAUGGAUAUUUGCAAAGCUCAAUUGUAUAAUAUUAUAUCGAGCUUCAUUGAAACGUACUAUACCUAAAUUAUUUAGGAAUACCCUGCGUAAAUAUCCCAAAAAAGUUGCUUUUCAUUUUGAAGACGAAACAUGGACUUUCGAGAAGGUGGAUGAAUUUUCAAAUUUGAUUGGAAAUUACUUCAAGGGCUUAGGUUAUAAAAGAGGAGACAGUGUGGCUCUUUUGAUGGACAAUAGACCUGAAUACGUUUGUAUUUGGUUGGGUCUGGCUAAAGUUGGAAUAAUCACAGCUUUAAUAAAUACUAAUCUUAUUUCUCGAGAUGCUUUGUCCCAUGCUAUCAAAUCCGGAAAUUGCAAUUCUAUAAUUUUUGGAUCGAAAUUCAAACAAAUGAUAGAAAAAGUCGAAAAAAUUAUGCCUGAGUUAAAAAUAUUCCAAUUCAAUGACCACGAAGGAGAAAUUCUUCCUGAUGCAGUUAAUCUGAAACAAGAAAUACAAAAUCUAUCUAACGGACGAAACUCCCUGGAUUCGGAUAUCGAUGAGGGAAAACCAGAAGAUAAAUUGAUAUACAUAUACACUUCAGGAACUACUGGUUUACCUAAGGCUUCCAUCAUAAAAAAUUCAAGAUAUUAUUUAGGAUACAUUGUUUUUAAUCUAGGUGUCGAUAUAAAAACUGAGGAUGUUAUCUACACUCCAGUUCCUCUGUACCAUACACUUGGAGGCAUGUGUGGAGUAUCACAAGCAUUGAUUAAGGGAGCCACGGUCGUCAUCAGAAAUAAAUUUUCAGCCAGCAAUUUUUGGAAAGACUGUGAAAAGUACCAAUGUACUAUGUCCCAAUACAUAGGUGAAAUGGCGCGAUAUGUUAUACUAGCCCACCAGAGGUCCGAAAAUAAACCGAGCUACAAAUUAAAAAAGAUGUAUGGAAACGGUAUGAAACCCACAACGUGGAAACAAUUUGUUGAAGCUUUCAAUGUCGGACAAAUUUACGAGUUCUAUGGAAGUACUGAAGGAAACUUCGCAUUGUUCAAUUUGGACAAUAAAAUUGGUGCUGUAGGGUAUCUUCCCGUAUAUGGAGACUUUGCUGUUCCCAUGACUCUAAUAAAAUGCGAUUCCAAAGGUAAUCCAAUAAGGAAUGCAAAAGGAUUUUGUGAAAUUUGUGACUAUAAUGAGACUGGACUUCUUAUCUGUAAGAUAUCCAAAUUAUUGCCUGUCACGAGAUUCGAUGGUUAUACUAAUGAAGAAUCCACAAAGAAAAAAAUACUUCGAGAUGUUUUGAAGAAAGGAGACACAUAUUUUAACACAGGAGAUGUACUCGUCAGAGAUGAUCAUGGCUACUUUUACUUCAAAGAUAGGACUGGUGAUACCUUCAGAUGGAAAGGUGAAAAUGUAUCUACGACAGAAGUAGAGGAUAUACUAAGUAGUAUAUUGAAUAAAGAUGUUGCUGUAUAUGGUGUAGAGAUUCCUGGAAGUGAAGGCAGAGCAGGAAUGGCGGCUAUCGUGGACCAAUCGAAAUCCCUAGAUCUUGAGCAGUUGAAACAAAUAUGCAAAGAAAACCUUCCAUCCUAUUCUAUACCAGUUUUUUUGAGAAUUGUACAACGUAUUCCGCAGACUGGAACUUUCAAGAUUCAAAAGAUGGAUUUACAACAAGAAGGUUAUGAUAUUAAUAUUGUGCAAGAUGAUUUAUUUUUUCUUGAUCCUUGCAAAAAAGAAUACGUUAAGCUUGAGAUUGAUAUUUAUAAUGACAUUAUCAAUUCAAAGUUGAGACUUUGAUUUCAGUUCAGUUUGAAUAAAUUUAUAUUUCUGUU